AUGAGUGAGAAGAUCUUGAUCGUCGAUACCCUCGAUCGCGCUGCAGGGUCUCAGUGCAGCCGCCUAAGUAAAGUCUUGCACAAGCUUGGUCUUGCAGGUAGCUCGGCGGGGCUGCGAGAAGCGCUGGCGGCUCCGGAAUGCAAAGAAAGUCGGCGGAUACAGGUCGCGACUCGGCAUCGUAGUUCGAGGGGUGAUGCCGGGGAGAACGAUACAGAGGACGACAAGUGCAGUUUUGGCUGUUUUGGCCCGUUCACAUCACGACGGCCACGCCCUCAGGGAGCAGCUUCUCCAAGGAGGAAUGCCAACACUUCCUCAAAAGCCCGGUUAAGCUCGCGGAAAGAUGAAUCCCAGUCAUUACCGGGCAACUCCAGUUAUGCACGCAUAACGAGCAGAAGACGCUUUAAAACGAGGAGUGCCACACGGGCUCGCCAUCCUGAGGUGAAGCACGGCACGGAGGAUGAAACAGUCGCGCUGUCACAGGAGGCAUGUUGCUGCCGCUCCGCUGAUGCUGGAAGACGUCGUGGGGUGGCAUGUUUCGAAGCAGCGAGGAAUACAGCACUUCGGUGGUCAGCACACUGUCGUGCAGAAGAAAAUUGUGAUAUGUGUAAAUUCGUGGCUCAUCGUCCCCUCUCCAAACCACAGCUGAAGGUAGAUGGCAGGGUCCUGAAGCCGGCGCUCGUCACAAGGGGCUGCUGUGCGAGUCGCUUCUUCCAAUCGGAUAUCCGAUCGGGGUAUGCAGGGGCUGACAUCGUCAAGCACAAAGCGAAGCAGGUUAUUGUUGAUGCCGUCGUCUAUGUUUGCCAGUAUUCACCUGAGGAUGCGCCCAAAGACGUCCGCAGUUCUAACGUCCAGUGUAUACCGGUUAUCGUGCUCACACAUCCCGAGGCGAUAACGAGGGAGGCAGAGUCGAAACUUAUUCUGGGGGCCACCCCAAGCGAGAAAAUUGUUGGUGAAUGUCCGGACGCCGGGAGCGUGGCUAAUCAAAUGGAAACAUGA
Messenger RNA from Neospora caninum, 996 nucleotides. RefSeq lists its product as hypothetical. The record is from RefSeq and is a predicted model, not a curated record. Bases 1 to 996 code for a protein of 331 amino acids. The transcript is spliced from 2 exons. NCBI's taxonomy places the organism in Eukaryota, Apicomplexa, Conoidasida, Eucoccidiorida, Sarcocystidae.